UGUGUGUGUGUUGAUUUGAAGCAGGAGCUUUACUAUACUCCAGUGCUAGAAAGUAAAGUUUUAAUUUUUUUACUAAUGAUUUAUUUAAUUUCGAAUUGCGUAUUCUGGAUUAAGAAGUUGUAUGUUCAUACACUCUGGAGUUGAUUCACAGCCAUUAUUUUUUUUAGGGAAUACUAAAUUUAAUUUAAUUAAAAAAAAUCAAGAAAGGAGAAAUCAAAUGGGGACGAAUAAUACGAGCACGAAUGGAGAAAGCCAGCACGUUGUUGCCGAUCCCGUCUCCUUUGCAAGAAGUUAUCAGCUCGAAGCACUGGAGAAAGCACUGAAACAGAAUACGAUUGUUUUCUUCGAAACCGGCACCGGAAAAACCCUAAUAGCAAUAAUGCUUCUUCGAAGCUACGCUCACUUACUUAGAAAGCCGUCGCCUUACGUCGCUGUUUUUUUGGUCCCUACUGUUGUUUUGGUUACCCAACAAGGUGAAGUUGUGUCGGCGCACACCGACUUGAACGUGGGAAUGUACUACGGUGAGUUGGGUGUCGACUUUUGGGAUGCUGCCAUGUGGAAGAAACAGAAGGAAGACACGAGGUGCUUGUCCCUCGAGGAAAACUUGCAGCAGUUGUUAGAAAAGCAUAAACUUAUUCUCAGAGGACCAAACAUUUCAGAAUCAGUCGCCAAAUCUGCAAAGAAGAAAUUAAAAAUGCUAUUGUCGACUUUCAUGUUUUGUUUGACCGAGCUCGGCGUUUGGCUAGCUAUGAAGGCAUCGGAGCUUUAUUCUCGUCAAGAAGAUGACAUAUUUAUGUGGGAUAAAAUGGAUAUUUCCGGUGAAAGAGUCGUACAAGCUUUUAGUUUAGAUGCAGUAAAGGUCUUCUCUGCAUUCAUGCCGUCUGAUCCACAAUGGUCGGUUUGUAAUGAUUUAGCAGCUAGCAUGAAAUCUGGUUAUCUUACGUCAAAAGUCAUAUGCCUCGUUGAAACUCUUCUUGAGUACAGAGAAACGGAGGCUUUGAGGUGCAUAGUAUUCGUUGAACGGAUUGUGACAUCAAUUGUUAUUCGUAGUUUGUUGAAUGAAUUGCUCCCGUUGUAUAUUAAUUGGAAAACCGAAUAUACAGCUGGCAACAAUUCAAGAUUGCAGUCUCAGAGUCGGAAAGAACAAAAUGCAAUUAUCGAAGAAUUCCGCAAAGGAACGGUUAACAUCAUCAUUGCCACUUCAAUGCUCGAAGAGGGCUUAGAUGUCCAAAGCUGCAAUCUCGUAAUUAGAUUCGAUCCUUCUGCCACAGUAUGUAGCUUUAUUCAGUCACGGGGUCGUGCUCGUAUGCCAAACUCUGAUUUUAUACUAAUGGUUAAAAGGGACGAUCCUUCGGCCAUAGCGCGUGUGAAGAACUAUAUAGAUAGUGGAAGUACAAUGAGGCAAGAAUGCUUGACCCAUUCCGAUAUUCCGUGUGAACCGCUCGGUAAUACAAUGCACGGUGAGCCGUGGUAUCAAGUCGAAAGCACGGGUGCAAUCGUAACUUUGAGGUCUAGUGUGGCUUUGCUUUACUUUUAUUGCUCGAGGCUCCCUUCCGAUAGUUAUUAUAAACCUUAUCCAUACUUUUCACCCGACGAAGAGCUUGGGAUUUGCACGCUUCACCUCCCAAAUAGCUGCCCGAUUAAAACAAUUAAUGUCGAGGGCAACACCAAAUUACUAAAGCAACUUGCUUGCCUUGAAGCUUGUAAGAAGCUUCAUCAAGUUGGUGCCCUAACGGAUAACCUCGUUCCCGAUAUGGUUGAGGAAGAAAGAGAUGCUAAAGAAUUAGGAUCUGAACCGUACAUAGACGAGCAUGCAAAGUAUUUCCCGCCAGAAUUGAUUGGCUCGUGUAGAAAAGAGUCGAAAACGCAUUAUCACUGCUAUUUAAUCGAGCUAAAAGCGAAUUUCCAAUACGAUGUUCAGCUUCAAGAAGUUGUGUUGGCUGUUCACGAAAGGUUGGACGAUGAUAUCGAAAAAGUCAACCUUGACUUGGACGUUGAUAGGGGAAAGAUAAUUGUAGGGAUUAAACAUAUUGGAUACAUUUCAUUGGAUUCCGAGCAGGUGGCCCUGUGUCGGAGAUUCCAAAUUACGCUCUUCAGGCUUCUUCUCGAUCAUAAACUAGACAAGCUUUACGAAGAAGACAAUCAAUCUUCCGAAAAAAUCGAUUCUUCCAUAUUUAAUUAUCUUCUUCUCCCAACUAUAGGCUCGCCUCAUAACACAUCAAUCGACUGGAAAUGCAUUACUUCUGUUACGUACCCCGAAAAUUCUUCUAAAGACGAACACAAUAAUUGUUCUAGAAAUGGGGGUAAUGGCCCCCGCAUGCAUACGAAAAACGGCUCAGCGUGUCGCUGCAUGCUAGAUAAUUCCUUAGUGUGUACCCCUCAUAAUGGUGUUGUGUACUGCGUUAACGGGAGUUUGGAUGGUUUUAAUGGUAAUACGUAUCUUGAACUCAAAGAUGGAGAAUCUAUUACGUACAAAAACUAUUACAAACGGACACAUGGGAUCGAUUUGCAAUUUGAACGACAAACUCUUCUUAAUGCCAAACGGAUAUUUACCGUGCAUAACUUUCUCCAGAGAUGUCGAAUUUCCAGUGCAAAAGAAUCAAGGAAUACGACAUAUGAACUACCACCUGAGCUUUGCUUGAUAAUUAUGUCGCCUAUUUCAAUUUCUACGUUUUAUUCAUUCUCGUUUCUUCCAUCGAUUAUGCAUCGAAUCGAGUCGAUGCUUUUAGCGUCGAGCCUGAAAAGUAUGCCUUUGGAUCACUGUCCUCAAAAUGUUGUUAUUCCAACACUCACAGUUUUGGAGGCAAUAACAACAAAGAAAUGCCAAGAGAAUAUUCAUUUGGAAUCUUUGGAGACACUUGGAGAUUCUUUUCUCAAGUACGCGGUUAGUCAACAACUCUUCAAAACGCAUCAAAAUCGGCACGAAGGUCUUCUUAGUCUUAAAAGAGAGAAACUUAUUCGCAAUACUACAUUGUGCAAGCUUGGAUGUGACCGCAAAAUUACGGGAUUUAUUCGUAACGAGCCAUUUGAUCCGAAAACAUGGAUAAUACCGGGUACUAAUCAUACAUUACAAAACGAGCUCUUUUCGUCAACGAAAAAAAUCUACAUAAAUGGGAGCAGGAAAAUUAAAGGUAAAACCGUAGCUGACGUGGCAGAAGCAUUAAUCGGUGCAUUUCUUAGUGCUGGAGGUGAAAUUCCGGCUUUGUCCUUCAUUGCAUGGCUAGGUAUUGAUGUUGACUUUGUCAGUAUACCUUAUACAAGAGGCUUGUUUUUGAAACCGGAGUUGCAUGUAAAUAUCGGACAUUUGGAAUCUAUUUUGAACUACUCGUUUAAGGAUGUUUCCCUAUUGGUCGAGGCGCUGACUCAUGGUUCUUAUAUGCGGCCCGAAAUUCCAGGAUGUUAUCAGCGUCUCGAGUUUCUUGGGGAUGCGGUGCUGGAUUAUAUAAUUACAGUUCACCUCUAUCAAGAAAAUCCCAGCCUAUCUCCGGGACUUUUAACCGAUCUAAGGUCUGCAUCUGUGAACAAUGAUUGUUAUGCCAACUCAGCAGUUAAGGCUGGUCUGCACAAACACAUACUUCAUCUUUCACCGGAGCUUCACCGACAUAUAAAUACCGCCCUUAGCAACUUUGACGAGAUAAAUUCCAAAUCAACUUUCGGUUGGGAAUCCGAGACAACUUAUCCAAAGGUACUUGGAGACGUAAUAGAAUCUCUAGCGGGGGCGAUAUUUGUCGACUCGGGUCACAAUAAGGAGAUUGUUUUUCAAAGUUUGAGGCCGCUUCUCGAGCCAUUAGUCACACUCGAAACACUGAGGCUACAUCCAGUCAGAGAGUUGAACGAAUUAUGUCAAAGGGAGCAUUUUAAUUUCCAGAAACUAGUUACUAAAUUGAACGGGCUGGUAUAUGCUACUAUAGAGGUUGAAGCGCGUGGCGUUGUGCAUAAAGAAACGAGAUCUGCGGCGGACAAGGACACGGCAAAAAGAUUGGCGUGCAAAGACGUUUUGAAGUCUCUGAAAGAAGGCGUUUUUGCUUGAACGCGACGAUUAUAGUUCAAAUUGUUUUCGAUUAAGGUUAAUUUUUGGGAUUGUUAAGAGUUUAUUUAUUUAUUUUUAUUUUAUUUUUAAUUGUUUGUAAAUCACAAUUACAUUUGAUUUGUGUUUCUAUUUGGGAAAUUGCACCCUCUUGAGAGAGUGUUUGUAAAACAAAAAUAAAUCGUAAACAUAAUGCGAUUUUGAAAUUUAUAAUCAAUUAAUUAUUUUUCGU
This is a messenger RNA of Erythranthe guttata (spotted monkey flower), 4259 nucleotides long. The record is from RefSeq and is a predicted model, not a curated record. Lineage: Eukaryota; Viridiplantae; Streptophyta; Magnoliopsida; Lamiales; Phrymaceae.